This is a messenger RNA of Episyrphus balteatus (marmalade hoverfly), 2175 nucleotides long. RefSeq names its product putative protein tag-52 (gene RhoGEF4). Gene Ontology annotation, cellular component: cytoplasm. The record is from RefSeq and is a predicted model, not a curated record. Gene Ontology annotation, molecular function: guanyl-nucleotide exchange factor activity. Bases 145 to 2055 code for a protein of 636 amino acids. The transcript has 5 exons. NCBI's taxonomy places the organism in Eukaryota, Metazoa, Arthropoda, Insecta, Diptera, Syrphidae.
UGUUCCAAAAAAAAUUAAAGACAGGUGCAACGUCUGCUAUGUUCCUUUUUCUUUCUUGUCCUUGCAGCUUUUUGUGUAAUAUCCAUUAAAAUUAAUAUUAAAAACUAUCAACGUACUUAAAAUAUAAAAAAAUUCCAACUUAAAAUGUAUCACACACCCAUUAAACGUCCAUCAAGUGCACCCGACCCAGAAUUCCAUACACCUCUAACAUUCAGCAAAGAACUCAAACAAGUGCUCAACGAACGGAAUCUUCUUACUGCAAAAACAAGAAAAAGAGUUUGUUCAUUACUUGACCGAAUAACACCCGAUAAAAAUGAUGUCUUCGAUCGUCGUCAAUCUUUUCGACUUCAAGCCAUUCAAGAAAUCAUCAGCUCUGAGAAAGCCUAUCUCAAGCAAUUGGAAAUUUUGAUGGAAUAUUUUGUUGUUCCUUUGAAAGAACAGGGAAUUCUUAGUGACAGUUCGCAUACAACACUUUUUGGUCAAAUUGAAAUGAUUUACAAUUUAAAUGGGGAACUUCUGAAAGAGAUUGAAUUGAAUGAGGAGAAUGUUGCUCAAGCAUUUUUGAAAAUGGCACCAUUCUUUAAAUUAUACUCAGUUUAUGCUUUUGAUUAUAAAAGUGCUUUGUUGAUUCUUCAGGAUUUUACUAGCAAAAAUCCAGUUUUCAGAAAGUUUCUCGAAAGCACUGAAACUCGUCCUGAGGUUCAGAGAAAAUUGAAUUCACUUAUGAUUGCUCCAAUUCAAAGAGUUCCCCGUUACAAGUUGUUGCUGGAACAGGUUCUGCUUUAUACUAGUCCAGCUGAUGCUGACUUUAAGCUGUUGAAAGAAUCAGUAAAAUUGGUUGAGAGUACAGUAUCCCACAUCAAUUCUGUCAUCGAAGAUCAAGAAGUCACCCAAAGGCUUUUAAAUCUUCAGAAUUCCCUUAUCAAUCGUACACCCAACAUUGUCAAACCAAGUCGCAAGGUCAUCAAGGAGGGAAUUCUCAACAAGGUCAAUCGCAAAGGAGAUGAAAUCAAACGCUAUUGUGUCCUAAUGUCUGAUAUCUUUAUGUAUUGCAAGAUCUUGAAGGAUCGUCCCAAGGACACAGUUGUGGAGAACUCUCUUGAAUGCUGUUGCAUCUUUCCAUUGAAAAAGUGCAAAGUUUACGAGAUGUUUCCAGGAAAUUUCAAAAUUACCUGUCAAGGAGAUGGAAUCAUUCUCUGUACAAGUGAUUUGAAUUUAGGAAGAACCUGGGUGGGAUUCAUCAAGGAUGCAAUCGAAUUACACAUCAUUUGCAGGAAGACACUUCGCAAGGAAUCUAGUAAAAGGACACCAAUUAGGAAAAAGGACAUAAAAUACUUUGAUUCGGACUUCAUCAUGAGCCCAAAUAAACGUAAAUGUGAUUAUGAGACAGUUUUCCGUAACAAACGUAGUAGCGACUCAGACGAUAGUGAUGGGAAAUCUUCAUGCUUUGGUCGUUUCAAAGAAGUCGCCACCAACUUCAAGAGACCAAAGGAUGAUACUAAUGUCCCAGUUUACACCAAUUGUCUGUCGAAAGCUAAGAACAGUCUCACAACAGACAAAAUUCCAUCAUGUCCACCGCGCCGUCGAAGUAUUUUAAAGAAAACCAAACCAAUUGUGACCAAAAAGGAUGACCAAGACCCCACAUAUGGAUUUGCAACACAUUUCACCGAUUCAAAGUCAUAUUUCCGAGCCCAAACUGUAGAUUCAACCAUUCCCACUACGAUUACUCGCCAGGAUUUCUUCAAUGAACAAUCUUCAGACGGUGAAGGAGGUUUAAAAGAUAUUCUCUAUCCUCUGCGUUCGAGUGGAGGAAGUAACAAAAGUGGUAGUACUGGAUGGAUUGCAACCAAAAGGGGAAAAGAAAAUCAUCAAAGCCAUGAAUCAGGAUCAUCACCGAGGAAACGAGUCAAAUUUGAUGACUUGCAGCAGAAUGAAAAACAAGAUAAAGCCGAGCCAUAUAAAUUUUCUAAUAAUUUGGUUACGGCAAAAAAUGCCGGAGCAGCGCCAACACCACUACACGAACGUAUUUAUGACUUUUUUGUAAAAUUAUUUUAAGUGUACCUUAACUAUUUUUUGUUUUUUUGAUAUUUUAAGGAAUUAUAUAUAUAUUUUUUGUGUGUAUUUAUUUUCUGUUCUUGAAUUCUCUUUAUGUCAUAAUUUAAAAAAGUUUAAUAA